AGGGUGAUUAGAAAAAGAGGGAGAGAGAGAGAGAGAGAGAGAGAGAGAGAGAGAGAGAUAUGGACACGCAGUGAAGGAUAAAAGAGGCAGCGAAAGCAGAGAAAGAAGGCAGAUCAGGAGCCUUGCAUUUCGCUUUAGCAUUGCACACACCACCAUAGAUACACACUGCUCCUAGUCCUGUACCUUUAGUCUUAACCCCUAGAACUCAAGGCCUGCCACGAAGCAUUCAGGCGAGCUAAGGUGGUGCUCUGCGGCUGCCAUACCGCUGUGGCGUGUAGGCCGCAGAGCCAUUGCUUCCCAUUAGGAGAGAGAUUUGGUGGGUUUUUGCUCCAAGUGAAUCCGGAUUCUUGAUCCCUGGCGAGUUUUUUUGCACAUUGCUCCUACUCGGCGGCCAAUUCGGUCCAAGAUUUGCGGCUCCCGGAUCAAAAUCUGGUCUUGGAGACAAAUUUGUGGGGGGAUUUGAGGUUUCCUCGCGCAAAGGUCGCUGCUUGCCUUGUUUGGGGGCAAAGAGGAGCCUCCGGAGAGUAUUAGAGGAGGGAGGGGCGUAGAUUCUUCCAUUGCUUUGGACACGGAGCUAUGAGACAAUGAGAGAAGAGAGCAACAAGAAGAGCAAGCUCUCCUGGUCGAAAUCCAUUGUGAGGAAGUGGUUCAACAUCAAGACUAAGGCUCAGGAUUUCCAUGCAGAUUAUGAUGCCAGCCAAGGGAGGGACGGUCAUGGUGGUGAAUGGAGGACCAGCUGCUCAGAGAGGGAGGCAGGCACAGCCAAGAAAAGCAGAACUGACCGGUCGGUGAAGCGGAAUAUGGACCAGAUCCGUGUAGGAAGGAACGACUUCGAUGCGGCAAGACUGACAGAAGUUCAAGAUUACAGAAUCUUUGCCUCCACAUGGAAUGUCGGUGGUAAAUCCCCACCAAGGGGACUAAAUUUAGAUGAGUGGCUCCAUUCUUCACCUCCAGCUGAUAUCUAUGUGUUAGGAUUUCAAGAAAUUGUUCCUUUGAAUGCUGGGAAUGUUCUUGGCACUGAAGAUAAUCUCCCUGCAAAAAAGUGGGUAUCACUCAUUAGACGGACAUUGAAUAAGAAUCCUGGGGUGGGCUGUUAUGGUGGCUAUCGCACACCAUCUCCUGUCCCUGAUCCGGUUGUGGAACUGGAUGCUGAUUUUGAGGGAUCAUUGAGAAGACAGGAUAAUCCCUCAUUUUUACAUCGCAGAUCAUUCCACAAUCUUAGCCAGAGUUUAAGAAUUGAAGGAAAUUAUAUGUUAUCGCAACCAAGGUUGGAUCGUAGGUUUAGUGUGUGCGACCCAGCUGGCUUGGGAGGCAGACCAAGUGAUUUUGAUGGAAAUUUUCCGUUCAUGGGAUCACCAGAUGAUGAAUAUAUUGACGAGGCCACAAGUAAUGGAGCAUAUUUUUUACCAUUCCCAUAUGGCUAUGGUGCCUCAGCACCUAUGGAAGAAAACAAUGAGCAGCCAGAUACAUCUAGGUACUGUUUAGUUGCCAGCAAGCAGAUGGUUGGUAUAUUUCUCACCAUUUGGGUACGCAGCGAAAUAAGAAAUGAUGUGAGAAACCUGAAAGUUUCUUGUGUGGGUAGAGGACUAAUGGGUUAUCUUGGAAAUAAGGGGUCAAUAUCAAUAAGCAUGUCUUUGCACCACACAACCUUCUGUUUUAUCUGUUGUCACUUGACCUCUGGGGAAAAGGAGGGAGAUGAACUGCGAAGGAAUUCUGAUGUCAUGGAAAUUGUAAGGAAGACUAGAUUUCCUCGGGUCCGAGGUGUGGCUGAUGUCAAGUCACCAGAAACAAUUCUUGAGCAUGAUCGUAUUAUAUGGCUUGGGGACUUGAAUUACCGGAUUGCCCUUUCAUAUUGUUCAGCGAAAGCUCUUGUGGAAAUGCAUAAUUGGAAGCAACUAUUGGAGAAAGAUCAGCUUCGAAUAGAACAAAGACAUGGGCGUGUUUUCCAGGGAUGGAAAGAAGGAAGGAUUUAUUUUCCUCCAACAUAUAAAUACUCAUUCAACUCAGACCGUUAUUCUGGAGUGUGUCCUAAAGAAAAGAGGAGAACACCAGCUUGGUGUGACCGCAUUUUGUGGUAUGGUAAUGGCCUCAUUCAGUUGUCGUAUGUUCGUGGAGAAUCUCGGUUCUCAGACCACAGACCAGUGUACAGUGUUUUCAUGGUGGAGGUUGAAAUUGUCCGCCUGAGGAGAAAAAACACAGGCUUAUUUAGCUCUAGAAUUGAGGUGGAAGAGCUUUUGCCAUAUUCUCACAGCUGUGGAGGGUUCUAGUAAUCUGGCUCACAUUGACAUAAGGUUGGAGCUUGUUUUCUGCAUUAACUUGAGUUGACAGAUUCUUGAUGAACAAUAAUUGGGGUCAAAUAUUGGUUAGAUGAUCAGAUGUAAACCUGACAAUAUUUUUUCAUCGGGUCUUUAUUGUUAGCUUUCUAGAUGCACGCUUGACUUUGAAUAAUUAUUGCCGAGUUCUAACCCCAAGUCAGAUGCUUGAGAAGCACAUUAUGCAAAAAUUAACAUAAAGGAUAUUGAGCAAUUUUGCAACUAACCGUGUGCCUGUGAACAGCUAUGUUCAAACAAGGAUCAGCCCACACCUGUACAUCAUUAACUAUACAGCUCAGCCAACCAUCGUCUUUCAUUUGAUUUCCUCGUUUAUAAACAUCAUCAUUUUUCUUCUCCCUUUGCCUUUGUGAACUUUGCAAGCUGACCUGUGUAUCAGUAUCAGCAUGAGGUGUAAAAUGAUUGCAAAUCGGCAAAGGGAAUGAUGCUUGCAUUGAACUGAUCCUGGAUCAUGAUUUCCAGCGCUGAGAGAGAACAGGGAUAGAUUGAUGUGACUUGGGAGGCUUGCAAAGUUGUUAUCAUGUGCAUAACUUCUGUACUUGAGAAGCAAAAUGAUGCCAGCAUUU
Messenger RNA from Phragmites australis (common reed), 2896 nucleotides. Its product is annotated as type IV inositol polyphosphate 5-phosphatase 7-like. NCBI's taxonomy places the organism in Eukaryota, Viridiplantae, Streptophyta, Magnoliopsida, Poales, Poaceae. The transcript is spliced from 13 exons. Gene Ontology annotation, biological process: phosphatidylinositol dephosphorylation. The record is from RefSeq and is a predicted model, not a curated record. Gene Ontology annotation, molecular function: phosphatidylinositol-3,4,5-trisphosphate 5-phosphatase activity; phosphatidylinositol-4,5-bisphosphate 5-phosphatase activity; inositol-polyphosphate 5-phosphatase activity. The coding region runs from base 585 to 2267 and encodes 560 amino acids.